Nothobranchius furzeri (turquoise killifish) is the source of this 1026-nucleotide messenger RNA. Its product is annotated as glycine cleavage system H protein, mitochondrial. Lineage: Eukaryota; Metazoa; Chordata; Actinopteri; Cyprinodontiformes; Nothobranchiidae. The record is from RefSeq and is a predicted model, not a curated record. Gene Ontology annotation, cellular component: cytoplasm; glycine cleavage complex; mitochondrion. Gene Ontology annotation, biological process: protein lipoylation; glycine decarboxylation via glycine cleavage system.
ACAGCAACACAGAACAAAUCGACCUUCUUCUCAUCAGUAAGCGACAGAGAUGGCCGUCUGUGUGCUGCUCCGUUCUUUCUCUUCCAACUUUUCCACAGUUUUGCCUUUACUCACUCGCUCGGCAUCGCGUUGUCCGUUACAGCUGGCCCCUAAGCCUUAUUUUGGAAGAACGCUAGCCUCUUCUAGCCGAAUAUCAGCAGCACUUAAAUUCACAGACAAGCAUGAAUGGAUUCGAGUAGAAGAUGACGGAGUAGGUACAGUCGGUAUCAGCAACUUUGCACAAGAGGCUCUGGGAGAUGUAGUUUACUGUGGACUACCAGAGGUGGGAACACAGCUGGCACAGCAAGAUGAGUUUGGAGCCCUGGAAAGUGUGAAAGCAGCCAGUGAGCUUUAUUCACCUUUGACUGGAGAAGUUGUAGAGGUCAACACGUUGCUGGCGGACAACCCUGGUCUGGUCAACAAGUCUUGCUACAAAGAUGGCUGGCUGAUGAAGAUGACAAUUGCUAAUCCUGCUGAGCUUGACAGUCUGAUGGAUGAACCAGCAUAUGAAAGAUACAUCCGCUCCAUUGAGGAGUAGCCCUUCAUCUCUUAAUAUGUGCAAUGCUUCUUCUCCAUUUCCAGCACCGUUGUGAGGGAGCUGCACUAGAUGUGCCUCGGUUACAUCACAUUGCAGCAGUUGAUCUUUACAUCCUCUGGCUGCUGAUCUGCUUUUGUUUUAGAGUCGUGAACUUUAGAAAACAAUGUAUUUACCCACUGUUAAAAGGCUGAUGUAAAGGGAUCCAUCAGUCUGCACUGAUUAAACAAAAUCAAGACUUCUUUCAGCUUCCAAUCCACAAACAGAUGAGAAGGAAACUCAGUAGAAUUUGCUCUGAAGCAUUUUAAAGGUUGGAAAACACAAAAUUCUGUUCUAGUACACUGUUAGACCUAAACAAGCACUUUGAUCCUUAUGGUAUGAUUAAUUAUGGCAUUCAAAACUAUGGAUAUGGGACCUGUAUAAUAGAAAAUAAACAUUUCCUUACACUUUCA